AUGCUCCCUGCGGACAAUGGAACUUACGGCCCUCCAGUAGAGGAAGUUCGUUAUUUCUACAAAUACUGGCCGAUCGGCAUCGCCGUGUCCAGCACCUCUAGAAUCUUUGUCUGUUACACCCGUGGGGACUACGAAUACACCGUUACGGAAGUCCACAGCACGACUUCAGAGACGCCUUUCCCAUGUGCUGGUCUGAACUUGCCUUCUGAUGCACUCAACACCACUUUCAAUGGGAUCGAGUUCGCAAGUGCGAAUUCCACAGGCCUGAUCAGCGUGCAGGCUCUCUACACAACUCCUGCAACUUCCUCGGGACGAGGUGAAACGCUGUGGCUCUUGGACACAGGCCGGCCGACUAUCCAGUCCUCUUCUGGGAGCUACACCAUGCCCUACGCACAGCCGGGCGGGCCAAAAGUCGUGGGUGUCAAUCUAUCGAACAACACCGUCUACGCGACCUACACGUUCCCUCCCACCGUGCAUUUCCCCCGACUCGUACAUGAACGACAUCCGCUUCGAUAUUCGAGCCGGGCUCGAGGUCGCUUACAUAGGAGACUCCAGCAACGAAGGCCCAGCGGAAACCAGACAAGACUUCACUUGCAUUCGUUCAAGGUGCCGACGUUAAAGACCUAG
Molecule: messenger RNA, 627 nt
Organism: Cladophialophora psammophila CBS 110553
Lineage: Eukaryota; Fungi; Ascomycota; Eurotiomycetes; Chaetothyriales; Herpotrichiellaceae
Exons: 1
Coding region: 1-627 (208 amino acids)
Source: RefSeq, a predicted model, not a curated record